Messenger RNA from Beauveria bassiana ARSEF 2860, 1737 nucleotides. RefSeq names its product AMP-binding enzyme. Bases 1 to 1737 code for a protein of 578 amino acids. Gene Ontology annotation, molecular function: CoA-ligase activity. NCBI's taxonomy places the organism in Eukaryota, Fungi, Ascomycota, Sordariomycetes, Hypocreales, Cordycipitaceae. The record is from RefSeq and is a predicted model, not a curated record. The transcript has 6 exons.
AUGGUCUUUCAGCCGCCUUCCUGGGUCCCGGCCCUGCCAGACAUUCCCGACAGCGUGCCCCUCUGCGAGUUCAUGUACAAUGAGCGCUACGGCCGGUACAGCGCCUCCAAAGCCCGCAACCCCUACACCUGUGGCGUCACCGGCACCACGUACACCACCGAGCAGGUUCCCGAGCGCGUCGACCUGCUCGCCCGUGCCAUUGCCAAGCGCCUCGGCUUCAGUCCCAACGAGGGCACCGAGUGGGACAGAGUCGUCGCUGUCUACUCUGUCAAUACGAUCGACUACAUCCCCGUAUCCCAUGCCGUCCACCGCCUCUCCGGCAUCGUCACCCCCGCCAACGCCCAGUACUCGGCCGCGGAACUCGAACACCAGCUCGUCUCGUCCGGCGCAAAGGCCGUCUUCACCUGUCUGCCCCUGCUCGAGACCGCUCUCAAGGCUUCCGACGCGGCCGGCAUCCCCCGCUCCGCCGUCUUCCUGCUGCCCGUCCCCGGCGGCAAGCCGCAUCCCGAUUUUCCCUCUGUAGAUGACCUCGUCGCCCAGGGCCGGUCGCUGCCCGCGCCGCCCCCGCUUUCCUGGAUCAAGGGUCAGGGCGCCCGCCAGACAGCCUUUCUCUGCUACUCGUCUGGCACCUCUGGUCUCCCCAAAGCCGUCAUGAUUUCCCAUUUCAACAUAAUCUCCAACAUUGUCCAGAUGACGCUGCUGCAGAGUGUCGGUCGCAAGCACGAAAAUGUCGACACCGAAAACGUCCUCGGCAUCCUGCCCCUCAGCCACAUCUACGGUCUCACCGUCGUCGCGCACGUCUCCCAGUACCGCGGCGACCAGCUCGUCAUCCUGCCCAAGUUUGAGCUUCCCCUCUUCCUCCGCACCAUCCAGGACUACAAGCUCAGCUUUCUCCCCGUGGUGCCCCCCAUGCUCAUUCAGCUCAUCACCAACAAGCAAGUCGUCGAAAAGUACAACCUCGACAGCGUCCGCUGCGUCUUUUCCGGCGCUGCGCCUCUCGGCAUUGAGACGCAGGAGACUGCGAACAAAAUGUUUCCCAAGUGGAAGAUUGGUCAGGGUUACGGCAUGACUGAAACUUCCCCCGUCGCCACCGCCAGUAGCGAAAUUGACCUUGUCCCCGGCUCCUCCGGCGGUCUCCUCCCCGGCUACAAGGCCAAGCUCAUCGACGCCGAGGGUAACGUUGUCACCGGCUAUGACCAGCGCGGCGAGCUGCUCCUCCAGUCACCCUCGGUCGUCCUCGGCUACCUGCACAACGAAAAGGCAAACGCCGAGACGUUUGUCCACCACGCCGACGGCCGUUGGAUCCGCACCGGCGACGAGGCCGUCGUCCGCAAGUCUGCCAAGGGCAAUGAGCACAUUUUCAUUACAGAUCGCAUCAAGGAGCUCAUCAAGGUCAAGGGCUUCCAAGUCGCCCCCGCCGAGCUCGAGGCGCACCUCCUCACCCACGACUAUGUCCACGACUGCACCGUCAUCCCCGUCGACGACGACCGCGCCGGCGAGGUCCCCAAAGCCUUUGUCGUCAAGUCGCCCGCCGCCGUCUCCUCGGGCCAGCCCGACGCCGCCAUACGCCGCGCCGUCGAGGAGCACGUGGAGAAGCACAAGACAAAGUACAAGUGGCUCAAGGGCGGCGUCGAGUUCAUCGACGCCAUCCCCAAGAGCCCCAGCGGCAAGAUCCUCCGCCGCGUGCUCAAGGACAAGGAGAAGGCGGCCCGCAAGGCUCAGGGCGCUAAGCUGUAA